Messenger RNA from Lineus longissimus, 16730 nucleotides. RefSeq names its product cytoplasmic polyadenylation element-binding protein 2-like. Lineage: Eukaryota; Metazoa; Nemertea; Pilidiophora; Heteronemertea; Lineidae. The record is from RefSeq and is a predicted model, not a curated record. Gene Ontology annotation, biological process: negative regulation of cytoplasmic translation. The transcript is spliced from 11 exons. Gene Ontology annotation, cellular component: neuron projection; cytoplasm; nucleus. The coding region runs from base 87 to 2204 and encodes 705 amino acids. Gene Ontology annotation, molecular function: mRNA regulatory element binding translation repressor activity; mRNA 3'-UTR binding; ribosome binding.
AGAGCUUGAGAGGACGUGGCGGUCGUUGUUAUUUCUUUCUAAAUUACGUCCCCCAGCUCAGGAAGAGAAAUAUACACGGAAAUCUGAUGGGGGAUUACGGUCUAGGAUUGAACUCCAACGCCAGAGCUCUCUCGCCGGUCGAUUUCAACCAGCUAAGUAACAAUCAGUCUUUGUUUUCGCCGGAAAUUUUACCACCACACACUGCAAGUACAAUGCAAGAUGAAACGCUGUGUGCUGUGAAACAGAAACAGCCUUCUCCACAACCUCAGCAGCACCAACCUAACCUGCAGCUGAGCCCUAAUUUAGGUGAUCCGAAUUCUUCACAGGAUCCCGAUGAGGCUUUCAGGAAGGGGAAGGUUGAAGGAUCAAGCCCAGCACCCGAGGAUAGGAAGAAUCACGAUGGGAUUGUGUCCUCGCCCUUGGACCUGGGUCUCUCAGACCCCGGGAAUAAUUCGAUGGGGAUGAAUUCUCUGGCUUCGGGACCAAACUUCUGGUCCACUGGAACUGCAGAUGAUACGUUUAUUCAGGGUUUUCCUGCAAUGAAUGGGCAUGGGACUGUUACGUUCCAGAAUUUUCCCCCUGCUGCAAAUCCCCUGUUUAAUACGAACCCUACGCCACAGCUGCAGAGUAGCAUGAGCAACUUCGGUCCACAACAGCACCAGCAGUCAGCCCAGCACUCUCACCAGUCACAGCAACAGAGACGGGCCAUUACUGGACAGCAUAAUUUCCAACAACUACAGCAACAGCAGAGACAACAACAGUCAAACUUAUUUUACAACAGCACCAAAACCUAUCCGACUUGGAGUAGCGCCCCUCAGCAGUCAUCGUGGUCAUCUUCACACCAAAAUCAGACCACAAUAAACCCAUGGGGAAGUAUCCAACAACAGCGCCGACCAGGGUCUGUGCCAAAUCAUGUUGGUCCGAUAGGAGCCCAAAUACAGCAGAAGAAAAACAUGAAUUCGUCUGUGUUGAUAUCCCCGUCCAAGUUCCGCAGAAGUACAAGCUUUCCUCAGAGCCAGGUACAACAGCCUGCUAUUGGUACGAAACCAACAUUCGAGCUCACACCAACAGAAGAACAUCGAGAUGGACACAGUAUGCUUGGCAACUUCCCGCAGGAACGUGGUACCUACGAUACUAUGCGUUUCCCAGCGCUUGAGAGCCAUCUGCUGGAUAUCAUGAGAACUACAAACGAUCAUCAUGACCAAUACAAAGUGGCUCAACGAUACCCAUUCCCCAUGCAUGCAUACCAAGUUUACCAUCCAAGCCGAGGCUAUGGGAAGCGUCAAGGAAAAUCUCCAUUUGGUUUUGGCGAUGACAACCAUCUACUGGACGAUGGUGGCCUAGACCAACAAGUGCCAAACAUCAACAGUCCCUCACGAGGAUCACCAAACUCGCAGUCGGGUAUGGAACGGAUAGAACGAUAUUCUAGGAAAGUCUUCGUCGGCGGAUUACCUCCAGAUAUAGAUGAAGAGGAGAUCACAGCUGCAUUCAGAAGAUUCGGACCUCUUGUGGUUGACUGGCCACAUAAAGCAGAGAGCAAAUCUUACUUCCCGCCCAAAGGGUAUUGUUUCUUGUUGUUCCAAGAUGAGAUGUCGGUGCAGGCCCUGAUAGACGCCUGCAUUGUGGACGAUGAGAAGUUGUAUUGGUGUGUCUCUAGUCCUACUAUGAAAGAUAAGCCAGUACAGAUCCGACCUUGGAACCUUAGUGAUUCAGACUUUGUGAUGGAUGGGUCCCAGCCCCUGGACCCUAGAAAGACGAUCUUUGUUGGGGGUGUGCCGAGACCUCUUAGAGCUGUUGAGCUUGCCAUGAUAAUGGACCGUCUUUACGGAGGAGUGUGUUACGCUGGUAUCGACACGGAUCCCGAGCUGAAGUAUCCAAAGGGGGCUGGACGGGUAGCGUUCUCCAACCAGCAGAGUUACAUAGCCGCCAUUAGUGCAAGAUUUGUUCAGCUUCAACAUGGUGAUAUUGACAAGAGGGUUGAAGUGAAACCAUAUGUAUUAGAUGAUCAGAUGUGUGAUGAGUGCCAAGGCUCCCACUGCGGUGGCAAGUUUGCCCCAUUCUUUUGUGCCAACGUGACCUGUCUGCAGUACUACUGUGAGCACUGCUGGGCCCAGAUCCACUCUCGGCCCGGCAGAGAGUUCCACAAGCCUCUAGUCAAGGAAGGAGCUGAUAGGCCAAGGGCAGUGCCGUUUCGUUUCUUCUAAGAUAUGAAAAGUGUGCCCAAGUCUUCACAAUGGGAAAGAAUGGACAUGAUUUGCCCAUGAAGAGGUUCUUCUGUGUUUGAUAGAGGGCGCUUUUAAAGUCUUUACAUGAGGAAAGAGUUGACGUUAGCAUGUGACGUUUCUGUAUUUGUGGAUACCAAAAGUAGAUAACCUAACUUACCCUUCUCAAAAUCACCGCAAAAUGCAUGUUUUUUGGGAUUUCGAGUUGGUGAUUUUCAUUGUCUGUUUUGGCUGAUACCCUUGUAAUGUCAAGUUGUGUGAUGAUAUAGGCAGGAUUGUUGUGGUAUUCCUCUGUACUUCCCGCACUACGCUUCGCAAUCUCUUAUUACGAUAGGUGCAUGAAUUUGGGCUUCAGCAGUUUUCAUGCUCGCCCAAAUUGAAUGUUUUUAGUAUUCUAAAGUCAUGCCGCAGUGCGGGCGGUGGAGGGUUACACCGCCACAAGUCUUCAGAGCGGUUUAGGUUUUGUGAGAUCUAGUCUGUAAAAUAGAGGUUUUUUGUACCUCGACUUUCAUCUUUAAACUCUUGAUAUUAUUGUGCCGUCUUCUGGUAAGACGAUGCAACGAGUUGGGGCAAAUUUUCUCUGUUUUUUCCUAAAGUCUGCUGUCCGUUUAUUAUAGUUUACUAUAUUUCUUUUGUGUGUGAACUACCAUUGUCUAUGUGAUAUUGUUACAUCUUUUUCGAUAUGUGAAUUGUAACUUCAUGCAGAUUUUUAUGCUAAUGAUUCAAGAUUUACCUCAUUCUGAUGUGUGCACUUGAAUAUAUUAUCUUUCCUCAUGUAAAGCAAACACAUCAGAGACAUUCAACUCGAACACGACGUUGAAUUGUUCUUGUCACCUCAAAUGCUUGAAGUUCUACUAUACCUCAAAAAAAUAUAUAUAAAGGCAUGACAUUGUUAGUAUGUGCUAUAAUUCAUUAUUAUAGUAGAUGUGAGUUAGUGAAUGUAUGGUGACAUACAAUGUUAACCCUUAUCAAUAUUGGCCCUGUUGGGACUGAGGUAGGCCUAAACAGGUAAUGAUGCCUGAACAGCUACUUAACAUUUUUCACUCAAAUCAAGAAAUAUCCAGUGUCAUUUGAAAACUUAUUUUAGAAGCUAGGAAACGAUGUCAACUUGAAGCAGUUUCCGAUUUGAUAAAACAUAUUCCAUCAAAUUUUCAAAUAGUUUCAUAGAAAUUGCCACCUCAGUCGUUGUGGGGUCAAAGUAGCCGUCUUGAUGUUCGGUCAGUCCAAAUGUUCAUUUCAUGUCAAGUCUACUUGAGUCUACUGUGCAUUCAGUACAAGCACUGUACAUCAAUGUGCAGGCGGUUCAGGUCAACUUGCUCGAAAUCAACUUCAAUGUCAGGCCAGUGUGUUUGCAGUUCUUCUAGAUGCCAGCAGGAGUCAGUCCGAUGUCAUUGGACUUAGCAUUUCGACAUCAGCUUUAUAAAUAAGUCUUAUGUGUUUGAUCUCAGUUUAACCAAAGAUAAAACAAUAACUAUUAAUCGCAGCAUUUAGAGUUGAUUCGAGGCGUUUUCUGUAAUAAUUAGUCAGUAAUUGUGAUGCACAUAUCUCAUGUAUAGCAUAAAAUGAGACUGGUUGGUGAUGGGGAGGUGGGGUCAGAUGCGGACAGAUAAUUCAGCUUAGUUAUGAUUAAUUAACAUUAAUUAAUGAACUAAUUAAGACGAUGAACACAGUGACAGUUGCAGACCAUGAACUGUCGUGAGGAGGUGUGGACAUUUUUAUAGUUUCUGUACAAUUUCGUACUUUCUACUCCAUUUUCUAGCAUCUUAGAGACAAUCAUUUUGUAACUGACUGUCGAUUCAUAAAAAGGAGGAUUUUCGCCCUCGGGAUGUUACGUACGUACGAUAAAUUAAAGGAAAAACGAUGAGUAUAGUCUAGUCAAGAUACACAUCAACUAACAAGGUGGCGCUAGUAGUGCUAGUCAUACUAGUCACCACUCAUAUGUGCACUAAAUGUAUUUAAAGUGGUCAAUAUUUCAAAUGGUUUUUGUACGUUUUCGGUCUUUGUUUCUUUAAUGUAGUCUAUUUUGUAUUUUUGGAAAGAUUUCUGAUUUUGGACAAAUUGUACCUGGAUCUAGUGUGCCAAGUGUACAUGUGCCAUAAAUGGAUCACACUCUCAUCAACAUUGGUACACACUGUGUGUUUGCCCUAUCGCGUUUCUCGUUAUAACUCUAAUUUAUUGUAAUCUGUCUUAAGUUUCAGUAUGAUACCAAGUUCGCCUUAGCUGGGUCUAUGGAUGGGUGGAUGGGGUCAAUCCUAGGAUCUAGUUACGAGUCGUCGUUGGUUCUAGUUACGAGUUAACUAGUCGUUGGUUCUAGUUAAAAGUUAACUAGUCCUUGGAUCUAGUUACGAGUCGUCAUUGGUUCUAGUUAAAAGUUAACUAGUCCUUGGAUCUAGUUACGAGUCGUCAUUGGUUCUAGUUACGAGUUAACUAGUCAUUGGUUCUAGUUAAAAGUUAACUAGUCCUUGGAUCUAGUUACGAGUCGUCAUUGGUUCUAGUUACAAGUUGACUAGUUGUUGGUUCCAGUUACGAGUUGAUGACAUCUGAAUUUGAUGUAUGUCUCAAUACCUACAUGCAUGAUGUACAGGUUCUUGUAUAAGUUUAACUGAAUAAUGCUUAGCAUUUUCCGCUCUAACUUGUUCGAACAAAGCCUCCCAUUUACUGUCAGAUGAUACAUGUAUCCUUUAGCCUAGCUAAGGUGGAAUAUCUUCACAUGAGUUCUGUAGUUAAUGGUAAUAGUCACCUGUUUGUGAUGUGAGAGUUUAUUUUUUAGCUUGUUUUUCGACCCUCUUGGUGCAAAUAACAGUGUGUGCAAUUUUGUUUUACCGAUUUCAUAGGUAAUUUGUGGUGUUAGGCAUCAUUUUAUAUGACUCUAUUUUUUACUCUUAUUUUUUGCUCAUGUUGAUACUUGUAGUAGGAUGUAGUGUUUGUUGCAUAAUUAUCAUAUUACUGGGUGUUUCUCCUUUCAAUUAAAUAUAAAUAAAAUAAAAUAAACAAAAAAUGGCAAAAAUUUCACUACUAUUUAUAUUAAUCGGUAUAAGUAAUGAAUGGGCAACCUAGUGAUAAACAUAUCGGAGUCAAACUUUGAAUUGGUGAAAAGUGUGAUUGAUUCGAGUAAUAAAAUGUAAGUAUAUAGCAUUGUAACUAUUUUAAUAAACUAAAUUAUUAGGAUAAUUGAUUUUGAAUUGAAUGAAACACAUCUUCGUGUUGAGAAUGUAUAGACUCUAGGGAUAGGGGUAGACAUGAGAGUUAUGUUUCUAUAGUUAAUGGGCCCUUUGUCUUGUCUGUGGGCGACACUACAAGGGGCCCGUGUGAAUUUGCCCCAACCGUUCAGGACAGCAGACUGUGUAACUAUAAAUAUUCCUAUUUUUCAAUUUAGUAUUUAUAAUAGCUAUGAGAGUUUUGAUUCUGUAUAGUCAGAUAGCGUUGUUAUAACAAUGACAGAAUGGGUAAUGUUUAUUUUCUUGUAAAUUAUAAUUAAGCUUUUUGCAAGCUGAUUCAAGUUGGUAACCAGUUUGUGCUUUUUGGACUUUUUUAUCGUCAUUAAAUUUAGAUAUAGCUAAAUAAUAAUCACAAAGUGUACCGGUGUGGUGACCGGGGUCCCAUUGGAAUGAACUGCACCUUGGCUCAGGAGUUGGCUGUCACUGUAGACUUCGAAGCUAGGAUAAGGUCUUGGAUAAACUUGAUGCUUCACUUCAUUGAAGCAGAAAUGCUAUGGAAAGGUACAUGUACAUGUACAUUCACACUCGUUUGCAAGGGGCAGUGUUCAAUUUGGGUCCAAGGUUACCAGACCAGGUGUUGUAUAGCUUCAGAACUUUAUAUGAAAUCCAUGUUACAUUUUCUGCGAUUUGUAAUAUUCCACGUUUUGUAUUUUUCUGAGAGUUACGUAUUUAUAGAUUAAUUGCCCUCUCUUGGUGUUAUAAUCAUCUGUUCAAGAAUCCAUGGACCGAUGGUGGUCUUUCGGGAAUGUCUGCCAUCAACAUACAUCUAAGAUAUUGAAAUCGGAGAUGUAUCUGACCACUCAACCUAACCACUUGGGUUAACCAUAAUUCAAAGAUUUCGGCACCUCUGGGAUAGAUCAUUACAAAUUUUAAAGCAGACGAUUUUACAAAAAAAGAAAACGUUCCUCAUUUUGCUGAAUGAAAACAAAAACUCUUCAAAAAAGAUAUUUGUCACAUGGUUCAUGGAUUUUUUGUCGAUUUCAUAUUUCAAGUGGAGGGCAAGGGGACUUUUCGUCUCGACCAUUUUAAGCUUUACCCGACCUGCUUCUAGCAGCAGUGUUCACCAGUCGACCAUCUCCCACAGGCUGAUUGGGAUAACGUCAACCUUGACAAUAUUGCCACGCAGAGAUAAUUGAUCGUACAGGUUAUGAUUGAUGGGGCUCUGGCGAUCUGUCACGAAGACGCUCGAAUCGAUUGUGGGAAAUGAUCAAUUGGAAACUUUUUAUUGAUAUUUUAUUUCAUUUAAUUUUGGUGCUGUCUAGUUUGUUAGCCUCAUGGUGGACUUGCAGCGUUUUAGCAUUGAGUUUAUGAUUGUGUAUUGAUUAUUAAACAAGCACUUUGAAAUACGACAUUGUACUGCCAUUUUCAUUUCGUAUAUCGUUUGUGGUUUUGAUUCAUGCUUCUGCUUUGGUGACUUCGUUCACGUUGAGAGAUGGUGCCCAGUUGUCUGAUUGAGAUGGGGAGUGUGCAUUCACGCGAGUCAGAUUUGCCCAAAUCGGUAUUACAUUAUUAUUUCCUGAAACAUACUGAUACUAGAGCUCUUCAAACAUGCAUUCUGGUUGUCUUAAAUGUCAGUAAACUGUCGUGGAAACGGGUUACUUUCAACUUCUGUUUUGUUGAUACUACUUCGAGUCAUUAAGAAUGGCACCUCGCACGAUGUGAUGCAGAUUUGGCCAAACUGGCCACGUGAAAAUUGGCGAUUCGGUUUUAUAUUUGUAGGAUAGGAAUGAAUUUUUAUACUUCUGAAGACUGACAGCGCAGUUAGUCUCAGCUUUUUAUUACAUUUUCAUAAACAAUUAAAUGUCAUGUGUUUCCCGAACUUUCAUUCCCCAGUUGAAGCACUUAUGUCGUCAGCAUACCUGGCUUUUAUAUACGGCUGUACCAGCAUAUUGGUAUUUGACUGGAUUUAUAUAUAGAGCACAUCAACACGCCUACGUUGUACAUUUCCACACUCAGUGUAAUUUUUAAGAAUCGUGCCAUUAGAUGGAGAAAUACGCUACCGGUAAUUAAUAUUUAAUACUUCGUAUGAUAUUUUCUAUUGACAAUAACAAGUUUUUGUAUAAAUGGCAGGCAGGGUCCCAUGAAAUCCAACUUUGAUGAAUUUCACAUCUCAAUCAGUCAGCGGGGCGUCUGCUCAGUUUCGUGCUUUAAUUGCAAUACUUAUCAAUAUUCAUCUUCAUUUGUGUACAUUUUGUUUAUUUAAUUUAUCUAAUUUUGAUUAAAACCAAAAAAAUAAAUAAAAGGAGUUAUUCAUAUUAUAAGGAUCACUGAUUACGAUAUCGUAAUCCGUUUGAUAAAAAUUGGGGUGAUGGUAGUUGGUACCCAGUGACAGGGUGAUGCCCUGAUCCUGUGGGGGUUAUCAAAAUGGCUGUGUAAAAUGUUUUUGUGUGACGUUUGAAUAUAUAACUAAGUGCCAGAGCUCAUACCUUGCUUCACACCGGGCAGACUGUAAACCGGGAUGUCAUAGACCUGUCCUGGGAUCUGCAAAUGAGAUAUGUUUUGUCGCCUAGGCAACAGGCUUUGAUGAAUUUGGUCCGAGGGUGGUGUUUCCUAGUGAUAUUGGGCAAACACUGUUUCCCAAGAUGCAUUGUUUGCUUGUUCAGUCGCUGGUACCACUUGACGGCAGGAUUUCCAUGGUAGCAGCUUUAAGUGGCCGACUUCUCAUGUUUGGACGGGUAGGUGGUCACAGCCAAACUGUAUUUCAGUACAGGGUGUCUCAAAAAUGGAAGCAACGCAAAAAUUAUAAGAAAGAAAAAGACUCCUGAUUGGAUAUUGUUUAGAAUUUCAUCUUCAAGUGCAUUUGAGGUACCAAAGAUGAGAAAGAUGUUGUGUUUAUGUGACAUGUUCAUUUUGCCUGUCAUCUUGUGAGGAAGAUUUGUCAAUAAAAGAAUACUAUAUUUCAAAAUUUGUAGCAAGUUUUGUGACACCCUGUAUACACCUUGUACAAUUUUCUAUAGGGUAGCGUUGUAAUAUGUCUUCAAACAGCUACUAGUGUGUGGUUAAUCAACUGGGGGGUUAGAACGGGUCGAAAAUGUGCUUUCAGUGGUCUCAUAUUUGCUAUCCAAAGCCGGUGGAAGGAUGUAAACAUUUUCUAAUCAACUAUUUAUAUUUAUUACGAUACAAAGUUUAAGAAAAAUUGGCGGAUUUGUGAAACAUUUCUGGUUUUUCUAUACCAUCCCGCAGGCUUUAAGACCUACUCUGACCCCCCCUGGUGUAAUGUAUUGUGCAAUAAUGCAUUUAUAUCAAUAUGAAUAUCUAUGGUUAAUGCCCAGCAUUAUAAGUCAACUGUUAAUCUAUUACUAAACUGUUUCAAUUCGUGCCCUCAUAAAUAUUGGACGUGGAUCAAGUGUCAAGUUGUUGUGACUAAUUCCACCACCCUCUUUGUAAACAGAUGCUGUAGUUAUUUUAAUAUUUAAGAGUUUUGCUAAGGAUUUUCAUAACAUAAUUGUAAGUCGUGGACUCUCAAUAUUUUCAUCCGUUUCUUGUAUAAUCACAAUUUUCACUGACGCUUGCGAUCUUGGUCGUUUUAGCAUCGUACACACAUCGUUACCUACAUGUACAUGUACAUUUUCUUCAUACAGUGUAGCACUGUUUUUGAUGUACUAUCAGAAACUACAGUAUUAGCUCUGGUUAUUUAAGAUUUGCAAUAUGAUUUUGGUUGAAAUCAUAAUUAAUAUGCUAUAAGUUUAUUUUGUUUCUAUUAUUUUUGGAGUCAUAAAUUUUUAAGCUUUUCUUAGGGUUUAGAAUACGAUUUUGCUAAGUAUCUGUGCAUUCAUGUGGACCCUGGCUAUCAACCCUCGACACUUCUGCCCCAGAGUCACGAGUCCUGUUCAGAUGUUAAUGAAAGUGGAACUGAACCAUUUCAAUGACAGCGGGUGGGACUGUGCCACAUCAUUUCUAAGUAUUUCAACCUGUCUGGCAAUAGUUUCUGCAAUUAGAAGCAAACAUUGGAAGUUGGAAAAGCCAAGGUUGGAAAAACAUCACAGACCUAAAAUAGAAUUUCAUUUGAAUCAACCAUCAGCAUUGUCAACUUCAAUUUUGGUUCAUUAGCUUUAUUCACCACCCUCUGUCGUGGAAUGGUCCUUUUGUUUUGGUGGGUUUUAUAUUAUGGUUCUGGUGAUCCCAUCAUCACCCCUCUGUGAAAAUAGUUCCACCCAAUUUACCCUGUGAUGCCCUGAUAAUGGACUAGUCUAUACUUUUGGCAGGAGGGUACGCGGCUUGAUGCCUAGCCAUUUCUGUACAUGCAUGCUAUUGUAAACUUGUGACCAAUUUUCAUACCUUGUGUUUUGUAUAUGGGGAGUUUUCUUAGUUAUUUUUGUUGGACACAGAAUAAUUAUUAUCCAAAGUUUCUAUGUUUUUUAAUAAUAAACAAAAGUCAUUCUUUUUUAGAAUAAAAUUCAUAUGGUCUGCGGUGGCCUUUAUUUUCUAUAAUUUAUUACCAAAUCACUUUCAUGGUUUGUAAUGUCAAGUACCAUAAACAUUAACAUGUACCACUUAACAGUGACUGUGGACACACCUUGUUUCAUUUGCAACAUAAUUAUCUAACAUGCGUUCCCUUGAUGCUGACCUCUUUUCAAACGACAAAUUUCUAGAGAAAUCCGCUAAUUAACCCACAGAAUGUCAUCAUACUAACCUGCUAAAAACUACAGAGGAUUUGUAUCCCACAAUGCUUUGUAAUGCAGUGAUUCGAUGCAAUUCACUAGUAUUUCUAAGUUCAGAAGCCAAAGGUCGAGGUUGCUUGGGCAAGGCCAAGGUCACAAUUUCAAGGUCAUUGGGAAGGUUGAAGUUGACUCAUUACCAUUCUUCUAUGUUGCCGCAUGUUUUUGUUUGAUGAAAUAUCUUACGUGAAUGAUUUCAAAUUUGAAUCAUAGAAUUAUUGUCCUCUUUUGUAGAAUUUUUAUUUUGACUUUUAUAUGAUAGAGCUUUUCCAGCCCUUUUUAGAGAAAAUCCCACUUUGUGAAAUAUUUAUAGUUAAAAUUAUCUAAAAUACUGUGUGUAGUAUGUUGUCUAGAAAAACCAAAGUGUAGAAACAAAUUUAGAAGUUUGUAUUUGAAAAUAUUGUAAAAGAAUUUUGUGGAUUUUAAACCGAUUUUAUAUACGACACUAUCUUCACUGUAAGUUGUUUCAGUGCAUGUUUUGCUUUCAAUUUUAUUUUGAAUUGACGUCACUUUGAUCCAGUUGAGAUGUCCAGAUCUGCUUGUGAUAUCAAUAAUGCAAGAUUACUUAAUUUCGAUGCCCAGAGAUCGCCCUGAGUGAUAAUACCAAGCUUACGUAUAUUGUGUAUGAAUUUCGGGAGCCUCAUCUGAAGUCGAUGAUGUUUUUGAUGGUGCACUCCCCCUAUUGAUCUGCGUCGUAAUGAUCUGUGAUAAUAAUUGGAGUGGGGAGUGCAGCAGCUUUUGAUUCCACCUCCAGUUGGCCCAGAACAUGUAUACAGUUGAUAUGGGACACAAGGUCUUGAUGUAUGCAUGGUCCAGGCACACUUGGGGUGAAAUCGGUUACAAAAACAGAAGCUAUUUUUGUAAAACAGAGCUUAUUUUUGCUGAUGUUAAAAUGCUUUCGAGGAAAAAUCAAAAGUUUUGAAAUUUCCGCGAUGGAGGUUUCUUUCACUGGCAGGGAUGCAUGCUUAAGAUAUGUGGAACUAAUUUCUCUAUUCCUGAUGGUUUGAGGAUUGAGUUAUUUAACGUCAGAUUUGGCUCGCCGAAAUAUAGGCUUGAUUCAAAAACUGUUUUGAUGACAGUGAUAGAGGCUGCAGUGCAAAUGUCACUGAUCGGAUUCUUUAGAAGUUAAAAACCGGAGCAACCAUUGAUUUUUGCUCUGACCUUUGUAAAGUAUAAAUCGAUAAGCUACUAGCAUGAAAACAAUAACAGCAUGUCGCUAACUUUAGCAUGUUUGAAUCGUUUUAAGGUCAGUUGCAACUGGUCUCCUUGUCUUGAUGCAUUCUGAAUCUGACAAUUUGCCAUAUGCCAUGAUAGGUAUAAACUACCCUGGACAUCGGGACUGGAUCAUUUGGCUGAAUUUGACCUUUCGUUUCUGAGCUUUGCUUUAACCUUACCACUACAUCGCCACGUUUGAGAUCAAGAAUCUUAUCCUCGUGGGUGUUCUUGAUAAUUCUCUCGUGAAUGCAGAAGCAUUGUUAUUGAACGAAAUUCAGAAAUAUGAUUUUGCCCUUUGGUCCGACUUUCUCACAGUUGAUCACACCAUCAAGGAUUCACUCUCCACGAAACCACCACAUACAGUGGAUGAUGAGAUUUUCAAAAACUCAAACUCCUUCCUGUGUUGUGUAGAAUUUCAAAUCGAUCAAACUGGCGUGUUUUUUUAAGGUUCAAAGCAACUGUCCUGACCUCUUGGUGACUGAUGGCUGAAACCAUUGCAGAAAUGUUAAUGUAUAGUCUGUAAGAAUUGAUGAUUUUUGAGCUCGUUGACAGUUGACAAUUCAAAAAGUAGGCAAAUGUCCUUUUCAGGGGAAUUGGUCAACACUGCAGUUCAUCUUGCAGGGAUGCAUUCAAUUUGAAAUACGUAUGCUCGGUCUACCACAGAUGCGAUUUCAUUUUUGGGCAAAAUACCAUCAGCCAUUAAGAGGUUUGUGCGGACAUUCAAGGGGAUGACUCAGGGCGCUUGUACAACUGUCUGUGAUCAUAAUCUAUUGAACCACUGCGAUGGUAUCUCGACUUGAAUGGACAAUACGGACAGUCACAUUUCCCAGGACGGAGAUGUUCUCAUGGUCAAAAUUGAAAGUUCACAUUUUUUACUGCGGUACUUGUAUAUUUGACUUUCUGUCUGUUGAUGGAUGCUGCCAGAAUCCCUCAACCAAAACCCCAAUGUCAGCUGGUUCAUAGACAUUCACUUCCCGAUCUCAAUUUCUUGAAGAGUCUAAUUUCAAUAACAAAGAAAUCUCUUCAGCUGCAGAAUGUGUUCAGUGACAUAAAAGUAUCGUUUUCAAAAGUUUCUUACAGUCUGGCAUUCUUUGGUUUGUCUCAUCUCCUUAUCUUUUGCAGCUUUUCAAUAUUACUCCUAAAAUCGCCGAACAUUCUACCAUUUGUGGCUUUAAUGUUUGUUUUCCCCAAGAUAAAAUCCUCGAGUUGUGCACCAUUUGAAUAAAACAGCCGUUAAGAAGUCGUUUAUGAAGUGAUCAAACCAUGAAUGAUUUCCAUCUUAACGUGAUCAAAAACAGCUGCAUGUUAUCACCAGCGGUGUACAUGUAUAUUUGCUCUUCUGGGCGUGAAAAGUACAGCAUUUGAUUCAGCUACUUGAGGCAGAUACCAUUCUUUAAAGUCAAUAAAAACGAAUCCUACAAUGCUGAAUGGUUAGCAGGCUGAUUAGGGGACCCAUUACAUCAAAUGGUAGAUGAUGAAAAAACUAUUUUGGCUUCAGAUUGCCACAAUAAUGUUCAUUUUAAAGUAACUCUGCUUCUUAAGUCCAAGUGAUUUAGUCCAAGGUAUAAAUUAUCAACAUUACUUAGCGAGUCACAGACCUAGUAUUCAAAGUUCCACAUCGUGUUUUAUCUCCCCCCCCCCCCACCCCUGAGUUUUAAUGUUUGGAUUGGUGAGUGAUACAAUUCUGGUAGCAUUUAUCAACAGUCACUCAUUGGCAUUGCACAUUAAGGCAGCACCCUUUUACGUGAUUACUUUCAUUUGGUCCAGGGGCCUGAACUAUUCCCAGAGAGACAAACAGUUUGUCUAGCCCCUGCGAUGCAAUCUGAUGUUUAUUUCUUUGGCCUUCACCAGAGCCAGGCUGAUAACAUACCCCACUACCCCACCCAGCUAAAAAUAGUUGUGGGGUCCAAGUAGCCUGGUAGGAACUCGCGAUUUUGACCAUAAUGUUCAGCUCCUAUCUCACACGCUCAGCGGUGAUAUCAUGACCAGCUUAUUCAAAAUACUGGCACAUUCUUCGGCUACAUAAGAAACUUCAGCGUUUCAUCAACGGAGACAGUUAUUGUAUUCAUCAACACAGGAUACUCGAGAGUCGGUCCAAUUCUUGGCCCUUUUGAUGGGAACUGGAUGGUACGAGUACAUUUUUUUGGUAGAUUGGAGAAUUGGACAGAUAUUUUGAGAGCAGUUUCACACAACUUGCAACAUUAUCAAACUUAGUGGCUGUUUUGUGACAAAUUUGAAGUCUUUAAAGUUCGCACCGUUUAAAAUGUCAUUUAACAGGUAACUUGGUAUCUCUCUGGGUGUUUUAGGCAUUAGAAUAUCUUUUGGGCAUGCUGGUUAUUAUUAUCAAGAAAGUAUAACAUUGUUGUGGUAUAAUUUAAAGUAAAUCUUAAUAAUUGGAUGUCCAAAGUUGGUCGUCAGAGUUGUAGUUUUAACUAUAAAGUCUGUGUCAGCUGAGUUUGUCCGAUUGUAUUUAAACUGUAAAUAUCGGUUCACAUGCUUUUGUUAGAAUGAACUGAAAGGAACAUCCAGAAUAGUGUUUGAUCCCGCCACAUGGGGGUACCACCUGACAGCUGGGGAUGAUGUCAUCAUUGACCUACUCCAUGUGAGUUACCAAGGCAACCACGAGUUCCCAGUUUGAUGAAGGAAAUCGCUGCGUUGCCAGGUCACAUCAUCAAGUUUAUGACAUAAUUCAUAAGCAUUGCAUGCUCUGCUUGCAAUGAAUGUACAGGUUGAUCCAGAAAACAUGCCAUUGAACAUAGAGGUUCUGACUCCUGAUGAUAUACCAGAAGAGCAUGAUCUUAAUAUGGAGAGAAUUGAAUAAGAACAUUGCGACUAACUAAGCUGACACAGAAGACUGAUGUAAUACAUCGAGAGAAUCAGGUCUUAACAUCAGAUUUUACUGUUUGUGUUUGAAAGUUGAGCAUUUAGCGUGUGUAGCCAUGGAUAUAAUCAUAAACUACAGCUAGGCUUACCAAAAAAAUACUAAAUUUUCCUCUUGAUAUAAUGUUCAUGUUGAGUGGCCUGGCGUGUUUCUCUAUAAGCUGUACGCUGUUUGAUGCUGUCAGUUGUAUCGCUGUUCUACCUGGAUGCUUUGUAGGUUGCAUGUAAAGUUUCACAUUCAAGAUGGCACCCGUUUGUAUUAAGCAGGCUAGAUGUUGAGGGGGCAGAGGACAAAAUGCAGACAAGGGCUGCUUGAUGAGGAUUCAAUAAGGCGGUUUCGUGGGUCCUUGAUUUAAUACAAAGCACAGAAGAUAAAAAAAAUUUAAAUUUACUGAAGAUUCAUUGGCGGGUAUGAAGGGAAACCCCAAACAAUCUGCCCCCUAUGUUCUACGUUUAUUCGACCCAUGUUUUCCAACUAGCCCGCGACACCUCUGAUGUCAAUAUACGGUGUUUAAUCUGCACAAUUCCGUAAUUAAGUGAGCAGUUUUUGUUGGGCGUCGUUUUGCAUUUUGGCAAUAGUUCUUUAAGACAUUUCAGUAUAUUCGGACUGUGUAUGCUGUAACUAUAGGAGUGACUCUAGUCGGGUUUACUCUUGCCGUGAGGUCCUUUUUUGUAUAUUUUCUAAUUCAAGAGUUAUUGCAGUGUUUGUGUAAAAAUGUCCCAUUUCAAUAUUCUCUGCAUGCAGCCAUCUUGAAUAAUUAUUUUUUGAUAUUAAUGAUAUGGAUACUAACAUUAUAUUUAAUAGACCAAGUGUAUUUCUUGUAACAUUUGCUUGGGGUUUCAGAGGCUUGCUCUUCUAUAGCUCUGGACUUGGGUAGUCCGAGACUUCUAGGCUGUGGCUGUGCAAAUAUUCUCGAGUGAUGCAGCAUGCUGGCAAUAAGAUCUGCAAACAUGUGUUAGGUUUGACAAUUCGACCAGAGGGAGUCAGUUCUUAAAACAUUGGAAAGGUCAUGAACACAUUCCAUAGUCUUCGAUAGAAAUUUUUUCAACUCGGCCCAACUAUAUUUUUGUACAGGAAUGAAGUUCUGUGUUACCAAUAGCAAACGAUUUUUAGACGUGAUCGUUGUGGUUGUUUCGACUCACAACACACAGCCUUGGAGCACGUUCGAAAUGUUGCUUGGAGCGCGACUCUCUGCUGAAUCAGAUUAUACGGGUAUUUAGAACAUUGUACUGCUCCAUGUAGUUUACGAACGUGACCCCCCACUUCUCCAAAAAUGAUCGUAUCUCUGAGCCUUGCUGGAGAAUGGUCCAAGUAGUUUGAAACAUAACUCGACUUUUUCAAACAUGGCGAUAACCAUCAACCCAGCACAGAUACAUUAAAAUCAUCAGAACACAAGAAUACAAUUAGAAAAACAUGGCAAAUAAAAAAACAAUCCACCAGCCAUAUGAUGUAAUGGGAUGAGGAAACCCAUGACUCACCAAUGAUGCAGUUAGCUGUUCUGUUCUGUGCAUUGCGCUGUGCUGCCUUUUUUCCGCUGAAAUAAUAACUCUUUAGGGAAAUGAUGACAUUGUCCUUAAUGAAAAUAUCACGAGGUCAGUUGGACUUUUAGAAUUGGCUGGGGUUGGAUAUGAUUGCAAGUCUGGUGUUGAGAAUCAAGUUUAGUGCAAUGUUCACAGAUACAUGUCACUGGACUUGGUUAGGGUGCUAUGGGUCACACAGUUUCUGUUGACAUUCAAUUUGUGACUACCAGCACUGAGAUUUUUGCCACCAAUUGGCUUCUGGAUUCUAUAUUUUUGAGUUUCCUCUUACAGUAAAGAAACAUUUGGAGAUGAAGAUGUUAGCAGAUUGUUUGCCUGCUGCUUCGUCCUCGAGAAUAUUUCACGUUUUAGGGCGGAGUUUUGUAGAAUUAUUGACUGCUGGUGAUGUGUCGGCCACCGGGAUAGAUCUGGAUUUUUGAGGCUUCAGACUGUCCGGUGGUGACAUUCAUAUUUACUCUCCUUCCACAAAACUUAUGUCAGGCUUUUGUAAGAUGACAAGACCUUCUGAAAAACUGACCUGCUUUCAACAGUUUGGAAUCUGGUUCACCUGAAGGUGUUCAAAAUGAAUCCCUUGGUGUAUUUUGGAAGUUUGGUCAAAUGCUUCUCCAGUUAUGCUUGGCACGGUUUGUCAGAGUCCGACUAUUUAACCAUUUUCUCUCUAAUGAAUUAGUCUGAAUUCGCUUCUGUGGUGAUCUGUUGUCAUUUCUCACUGUUAGGGUAACUCGCUUAGGAAAAUUAUGAAAAUUCAUAACAUUAGCUUGGUUUUGUCAAAAUGUGGACUUAUGACGUUGUAACGACUCUGACCAACCAAUCAGCAUUUGUCUUCUCAGCGUGACAUAUGUUAUUGUGGAAGGAUUGUAUUUUUUGGCGGGUCUCUGAAAACCUGACACCUUUCCAUGCACAUUUUGUAUUUUUUAGAGUAUACAUGCAAUUCUUGUAUUUAAUAGGCUCACUCAGAUAAUAAAGUCUUUUAUGGUGGAUUUGCAUUUUUAGCCAAA